AUGAAAAUGAUGAUUGUUGCCGUUCUUGCCCUUGUGGCCGUCGCAUCCGCCGCAGUGGCCAACGUAAAGCCCGAAGGCGAACCAGUGUAUGUUGUACCUCCACUGACUCUUCGUUCUGAGUCAAGUCAACAACCCGAUGGAAAUUACGCCUUCAGCUUUGAGACCGAGAAUGGCAUCAACCGCAACGAAAAGGGUGAACCGAAGGAAGUCCUUGACGAGGACAACAAGCCCAAGGUUGUCGUCACUGUCCGCGGCGCCUACUCUUACCCCACCAACGAAGGCAAAAUUGAGACUGUUAACUACUACGCUGAUGAAAGUGGCUACCACGCUGAAGGUGACUCAAUCCCCAAGGUCGCCCCGUCAAGAAGAUAA
Messenger RNA from Parnassius apollo (apollo), 372 nucleotides. NCBI's taxonomy places the organism in Eukaryota, Metazoa, Arthropoda, Insecta, Lepidoptera, Papilionidae. The record is from the annotation of a GenBank genome assembly.